Molecule: messenger RNA, 1108 nt
Organism: Durusdinium trenchii
Lineage: Eukaryota; Dinophyceae; Suessiales; Symbiodiniaceae
Source: the annotation of a GenBank genome assembly
CCCACAUAGCUGUACCAUGAGAACCAGUUGCGGAUGGCGAACGAUGUGCUUCACCAUGGCUGUUCUUGCCGCGCAGGAGUUCUCUGCCUUAGAUUUUGUUGGCAUUUCAGGAUGCAGGUCCGGCAGGCGGAUCUCAGGGCUAGGUGCAACGCCAGGUGAAAAAGCAGCAGCACUUGCCAAGAAGGCCAAAGACUUGCCUCCGCCCAGUCGUGGUGUUACCAUGGAGGAUGUGGAUUUGUCAUACUCUCGCAGCAGUGGACCAGGAGGGCAAAAUGUCAACAAGGUGGAAACCAGGGUACAAGCCAGCUUUGAUGUAGAUGCGGCAAGGUUUCUGCCCAAAUGGGUGAAGGAGAACCUGCGAAAGCAACAGGCGAAUCGCUUCAGCAAGGAUGGGAUCCUGAGAUUGAGUUCGGAGGAGCAGAGAACCAGGCAGGACAACCUGAGAAUCGUCAUGCAAAAACUACAGGCGUUGAUUGACCAGGCUGCCUUAAAGCCAAAGAUGCCAGACCAGCGCAAAGUGGACAAGAUGCGUCGUGUCAAGCCUUCCACCCAGCACUGUCACUAUGCCAUCCUCCAUCACAUCGCAUCACAUCGGUAAAUCACGUUGUGGUAUGAGGAAUACUGUCCGGAUUGUGCUGUUCCCACAUUCUUGGGCCUAAAUAGGGCCGGUUCGUUGGAAUAGAUGGUUUAAUUUCGGGAACGCUGUUUUGUGCGACCUGUGUAAGUGGAGAUGGGGACAAUUGGAUACUGUCACUCCCGAGGUUUGGCAGCUCACAUAGGUAUGCAGCAGGUAUGCAAUGGCUAUGAUAUACACCUUCGCGUGAAGGUUAAGCAACCGUCCCAAUUAACAGGUGAAUGCCCAGAGCCAUGGUCCUCCGCCCAAGCUUGGUCCAAGGAAGGCUGCCAAUGAAAAGCGGCUUCGAGACAAGAAACUCAAGAGCCUGCGUCUCCAGAAAAGGAGAGAAGCCCGGUCCGAGUACUGAGUCCACGCUCCCGUGCGAUUUUCCGACCGCGCAUGUGCUUUGUGGGAACCAGCAUCCUGCUUUUGCAGUUCAGUUGAAGUUUACAUUCACUACGCGGUUAAGACUGCAUAUAGAGAGAGAGGGGG